Molecule: messenger RNA, 1419 nt
Organism: Musa acuminata AAA Group (dessert banana)
Lineage: Eukaryota; Viridiplantae; Streptophyta; Magnoliopsida; Zingiberales; Musaceae
Exons: 2
Coding region: 1-1419 (472 amino acids)
Source: RefSeq, a predicted model, not a curated record
AUGGCGCUAUUCGGGACUUCAGACGCCCUGAUGUGCAGGGCGUUCCCGACGACUCUGCGGGGACUAGCCCGCGCGUGGUACAACGGCCUGAAGCCAGGGACCAUCGCCUCCUUCGACCAACUCGCCAAGGAUUUCGAGCUUAACUUCCUGGCAUACGCCCGACCAAAGCCGUCCAUGGCGUUGCUCUUGGGGCUCAACCAGAAGGAGGAUGAGCCCCUCUCCCACUUUGUGAACCGAUUUACAACACAAAUCCGUGGAUUAUCGGAUGCUCACCCCUCUCUCUUGAUGCAGGCCUUCAUGACUGGCCUGCGGCCCUCCAGGUUCUUCUGGUCGCUCGUGGAGCGGCCUCCCGUCGCGGUCCCCAAGAUGCUCCAACGUGCUAGUCAGUUUAUCGCCGCGGAAACCUGGAUGACUGGAAAGCGGGAGGAGCACAAAAAGUGCUGCGAGUUGAAGAGACAAAUCGAGGAGCUCGUCCUCAGAGGUCAUCUCGGCCAGUACCUCCGGCCGAACAAGGAGCAGUCACCUCGCCCAAAGGGCCCUGUCGAGCGACACAUCGAUGUCAUAGCCGGAGGCCCCGCAUCCGGAGGAAGUUCCAUGUUGGGCAGAAAGGCGUACGUCCGGUCCGCUCCCGACGAAGCCUCGGGACACGAGCCCGAGCCCGAGAUCACCUUCCCAACCGGAGCUGCUGAGCGACCCAACCACGACGACGCCUUGGUAAUAUCGGCCAGGGUAGCCAACGCGCAAAUGAGGAGAAUCAUGGUCGACACAGGAAGCUCGGCCAACAUACUCUACUUCGGUGCCUUCCAGAAGCUGGGCCUGGCCAGGGAAAAUUUAAGCCCGAUUUGCUCGGCGCUCACCGGCUUCACGGGAGAUUCAAUAUCGCCCCUGGGAGCCAUUACCUUGCCUCUGACUGUAGGGACCUCGCCGAGAUCGAAUACCGUAAUGACCACUUUCCUGGUGGUCGACCUUCCCACCGCUUACAAUGCCAUACUCGGUCGACCGACCCUCAACAAAGUCAGAGCCAUCGUCUCGACCUACUACCGGACCGUCAAAUUCCCGACUCGCGAGGGGGUCGGGGAAGUCACCGGAAGCCCUCGAGAGUCCAGGCGCUGCUACCUUACCUCUGUCUCAUUGGGCAAGAGAACCAGGGCCGAGGCGCCCCUGGAAGAUCCGCGGGAAGCGAAGAAACUGGCUCCUCACCCCGAGCCGAGGGAUCCACUGUUGACGUUCGUUUGUAGGAAGCGCGGCCGAACCAAACAGAUAGGGUCGGAUCGAAACUACCCGAACGGGAACGGGAACAGCUCGUCGGUCUUCUGCAGGAAAAUGCCGACAUCUUCGCCUGGUCCCCAUCGGACAUGGGGGGGUUCGACCCAGUGGUCGCGGAGCAUCAUCUCAAUAUCCCACCUGACGCUCGCCUAG